Sesamum indicum (sesame) is the source of this 1435-nucleotide messenger RNA. RefSeq names its product purple acid phosphatase 17. Gene Ontology annotation, molecular function: acid phosphatase activity. NCBI's taxonomy places the organism in Eukaryota, Viridiplantae, Streptophyta, Magnoliopsida, Lamiales, Pedaliaceae. The record is from RefSeq and is a predicted model, not a curated record.
ACAUCAUCACCACAGUAAUCAAAAACAAAAAGAAAAAAAAAAUUAUUGUUUUGUUCUUCGUAUUUUUUCUGGUAAUAAAGUAAAUAAAAAAGAAAGGGUAUUGGUUGUUUGUCAGUCAGAGAGCUAGCCAUUGAUUGAUAGAGCCAUGGUGGCCCUUUCUGGAAACAAAAACAUGGCGGUGGCGUUGUGCCUCUGGCUGGCGGCUGUGUCCUUCAUUUCUCACAGGACCUCGGCUGAGCUGCGGAGGUUCGAGCAGCCGACGAGAGGCGAUGGCACACUCAGGUUCCUGGUGGUCGGAGAUUGGGGAAGAAAGGGAGAGUUUAACCAAUCUCAAGUUGCUUUUCAGAUGGGAAAAAUUGGAGAAGAAUUAGAUAUAGAUUUUGUAGUUUCAACAGGUGAUAAUUUCUACGAUAAUGGAUUGGAAGGAGAGACAGAUCCAGCCUUUGUUGAUUCAUUCACCAAUAUUUAUACAGCCAAGAGCCUCCAAAAACAGUGGUUUAGUGUUUUAGGCAACCAUGAUUACAGGGGUGAUGCAGUGGCACAAAUGAGCCCUGCCCUUAGGAAAAUUGAUGACAGAUGGCUUUGCUUGAGGUCUUUUGUAGUUAAUGCGGAAAUUGCUGAGUUAUUCUUUGUGGAUACAACCCCAUUUGUGAACUACUAUUAUGCAAACCCGGAGAAUCAUGUCUAUGAUUGGCGGGAUGUAAACCCUUCAAAGAUCUACACUGCUAUUGUAUUAAGGGAUCUUGAAUCAGCACUAAAGGAAUCAAGGGCAAAAUGGAAAAUUGUGGUGGGUCAUCAUGCCAUCAGAAGUGUAGGCCACCAUGGUGAUACCCUAGAGCUUGUACGUCAUCUUCUCCCCAUUCUUCAGGCCAAUGAUGUUGAUUUCUACAUGAACGGGCACGAUCAUUGUCUUGAGCAAAUCAGUGAUGAUAAAAGCCCUAUUCAAUUUUUGACAAGUGGAGCGGGCUCGAAGGCAUGGCGGGGAGAUGUCAAGAAUUUGAACAGAGAGCGCCUAAAAUUCUUCUACGAUGGGCAGGGGUUCAUGUCUGUUCAAAUGACACGGAGUGAUAUCGAUAUAAUUUUUUAUGAUGUUUUCGGUAAGGUUUUGCACAAAUGGACCAGGUCCAAGCAACUAUACUCCGACAUGUAAUAUUACUGAAAAAUUAUUUUACAACGUGAGAUGUAUACAGAUAAACGAGAAAAAGUCGGGCUCUCCUACCCCUACUCUCCGAGGGAAAAAGAAAAAAGGAUUAAUUUUUCUUUAUAUGUAGGUCAUAUUUAAAUUUGUAAAAUGAUAUUUAUAGCAAGUCUUAUAUUUGAUAAUAUGGGACGAUUCUCCUUGUUUUAUAGCUUAGUGUACAAAUAAAUAAGAUGUUAGGAGUUGUUUAGGGUAGAUGAAGUAGUUGUUCCCCCUCUAGAGUUUUUUUUUUUUUUU